GUAUAGCAAUGAAAAUUUGCAUUCCUUUGCAUCAAAACAAAAAGGCUGCGGUUUUAUUUCACGUAAUUUCGACGGGUUUUCUUAAAUUUAUUAUCGCGAAUUCGCGUGUGUGAUGUUGGAUUGUGCUUAACGAAAAUCUCAAACCAUGUCGGAAGUAAGGGCAAGGAAGGAGCUGGCUGAGUUGGUGAGAAAAUCGGGCUGUACAUUUUCGGUGGACAAUAUUCUAACGAUCUUCCGGAACAAAGAUGCCAAAUACACGAACAAGCGGCUUGGAGCGCUUCUGACUCAGCUCUUCAAGACCACUCCCAAUGGGGCCAAAUAUGUGGACGAAUUCGUGACGUCCAACCCGAAAGAUUCCUACGCGGCAUUGAUUGUGCUGCUGAAUGCCUACGUUCAGGACUGUAAAAACGCUGCGCAGGCGGAAAAGGCUAGCACAUUGGUUUCUUCAUCAGCGGAACCUGUCUCUAAACGGGUGACAAUGUUUGAAAGUCCGCCUUUAUCUUCGACCCGGAUUGUCACGGAACAAGUUACACCGGAAACGGUUAAAGAAAUUAAGGAAAAGAUAGCUCAGGCUACUCUGGGGUCCAGUUUCAAUAGAUCCACAGGAUCCAUUCCGGCGGCACUGGUUCCCCAAUCUUUUGAGUAUAUCGCCAAAAAGGGAUCGAUUGUUUCCUGGAAUUUCAACUACGAGGAACUGUACCCGAUGCAGAACAAAAACGUGGCGGCCAUUCCUCUCAGCUCUCAGGAACCGAUCGUCCUGAAGGAACUUUUGAACUGUCUGGUAGGAGUCAAAGGCUCUCUAAUUACCCCGAAGAAACCGCUUAAUCCCAUCACCCCGCUAGAGUUUGAAGUUUCCGAUCAGAUUGAGGAAUCUUUGAAAGAUAUCGUACGUGAGGUGCUCCCGGUGGCUUCCCACUACUCUCAGGUGCAGGACUUCAUUGCGGCUUCCAGCUCCCUCGAGAGUGGCCAAGUGUUGCAAGCUCUUCGGGCGGCUUUGCACGCGGUCAUAAAUGAUUACUAUUUGUCGAUUACCCAACUGGAGAAUCUUUUCCUAAAGCAGCAGCUUACCUUCCACAAACUGCUUUACUUUUUGAGACCGGUUUUCCACACCAUGGAAGUGUUGGCCGAGACGGUGACGGCCAUUCGGCAAACAAGCUCCCGAGGAGGAAAUGUCCUUACGCUACUGCACGAUAAGAUCACUUCAACAACUGGAGAUGAAAAGAUUCAAAAGGUUCUUAUCCAUCUGAUCGAGCGAGCAGCCGUUCCGUACAUGGAAAUGUUGCAAUCGUGGAUUCUGGACGGUGUCAUCAACGAUCCUCGUCGGGAGUUUCUCAUCGAACACAAUGCCAUGGACCUAAACGAGAACGAGCUGAUGGACUACUGGGAGAAACAGUACACAAUCCGCCUGGAAAAGGUGCCCUGUUUCCUGAACAAGUUUGCCGAUAUCAUCCUUCGGACCGGAAAGUAUUUGAACGUUAUCCGUGAAUGUGGCAGCUCGGCGGACUAUCAGCAGAAAACGGCGGUCACCCUGAAGUAUACACAUUCGGAUCAGACCUACAUCAAUGCUAUUGAGGACGCGUAUAACUUUGCAUCUUCCUCGCUGCUGAAUUUGAUCAUGAACAAGUACAAUUUGAUGGGAAGAUUGUACUCGGUUAAGCGCUACUUUUUGCUGCAGCAAGGGGACUUCAUAUCGCAGUUCAUGGACGCGUGUGAGGAGGAUCUGAACAAAGAUGUGGAUAAUUUGCGUCCCAUGCGAUUGGAAAAUUUGCUGGAAGUUACACUUAACAUAUCUUCAGCUCGAUACGAUGAGUACCAUGACGAUCUGAAGACUAUGCUGCUUCCUUACGGAAUCGUAACGCAAAUCAGUAAAAUCGUCAAAAAGGAGGACGUUUUCCUGGACAACCUGGGCGGGGACACUUCUCAGCUGAAGGGCAUUGAAUGUUUCACCUUCAGCUACAACGCCCAGUGGCCGGUUUCGAUCAUACUGAAUCGAUGGACCAUAUCCAAGUAUCAGAUGAUAUUCCGACAGCUGUUCUAUCUGAAAUAUGUUGAACGGAUAUUGUGCCGAGUUUGGAUCGCUAAUAAUCGCACAAAGCAGUUUGCACCGCAAACAGCUCGGCUUUACAGAUCUGCUUUCACCCUUCGGCAGAAAAUGUUGAUCGCCAUUCAAAAUUUUGAGUCGUAUAUGAUGAUCGAGGUCAUUGAGCCAAACUGGCACAUUUUCUUCCAGAACAUUAAGCAGAUCAAAAACAUCGAUGACGUUCUCAAGUAUCAUCAGGACUUUCUGGAUCAGUGCAUGAAAAAUUGCAUGCUCACCGAACCGGACCUGCUGAAGGCGAUCAUCAAUCUUUGCAACAUUUGUAUCCAGUUUUGUGCAUUUUUGGCGGAGGCACAGCGACACUUCGUGGACGCCGAGAUGUGCUCGAUGUUGGUGGCCUCGACCGAUGAGUUUUCGCUGUCGUCCGAGUCGGACUACGACUUUGCAUGCCAGCAGGUAGUGUGUGUUGUUGGGACUUAUUUUUAAAACGUUUUUAGUUUU
Messenger RNA from Uranotaenia lowii, 2539 nucleotides. RefSeq names its product gamma-tubulin complex component 2 homolog (gene Grip84). The transcript is spliced from 4 exons. NCBI's taxonomy places the organism in Eukaryota, Metazoa, Arthropoda, Insecta, Diptera, Culicidae. Gene Ontology annotation, cellular component: centrosome; equatorial microtubule organizing center; spindle pole. Gene Ontology annotation, biological process: microtubule nucleation; cytoplasmic microtubule organization; spindle assembly. Gene Ontology annotation, molecular function: gamma-tubulin binding; microtubule minus-end binding. Bases 146 to 2524 code for a protein of 792 amino acids. The record is from RefSeq and is a predicted model, not a curated record.